GCUGUUUGUAUAUGACGAGCCGUAUGUAAAAUCCCCCCACCCUAACUAAUAUCGGGACCCUGUGUUAGCCAGAUAAGGAACGCUCUGGAGUGCGUGAGCCUUCUGAUAGACACACGGCAAGGAAAAAAAAAAGAGGGGGCAAAAGAAAGAUAAUCUCAUAAGACAAGCUUCCUUUUCCCAACCCAGGGUCUGAGCACAGAGCACCAGAAGCUGUCAUUAACCCACCCGGGGUACAGACUUACAUGCCUCAGCCAAGGGCGAGCAGAGUUGGAGAGUUGGACUUCUGUGGGACCCAAGUCUGGGCUGGAUGGAUGGGAAUGGGGAGAAGGGGCGACCCAUUCGGCCACGGAGUCCUUCAAAUCCUGACUAUCGUCCUGUGCCUCCCAGCAGUUAGCUGCCAGUGCAAGAUCCUGAAGUGUAAUUCUGAGUACCUUUCGGCCACAUCCGGACUACACCUGGGUGGGGAAGAGUCGGUGGAGUUCUGUGUUGCGCUGCGGGCCUACUCUCAGUGCACCCGCAAGACGGCUCGCGCCUGCCGCGGGGACCUGGCGUAUCACUCUGCCGUCCACGGCAUUGAGGACCUCAUGAGCCAGCACAACUGCUCCCGGGCGGGACCGACCCGGGCGCCCGCCCGCGCCCAGCCCACCUCGCAGGACUUCAUGGUGCACUCGGAUGCCCCCGAGACCUGCAGCUACGAGAAGAGCCUGUCUCAGCAUGGGAGGAAGGCCAACUACACGCACUGCGGCCUCUUCGGGGACCCUCACCUCCGCACCUUCUCUGACGACUUCCAGACCUGCAAGGUGCGGGGGGCCUGGCCCCUCAUCGACAACAGCUACCUGUUUGUUCAGGUCACCAACGUGGCAGUCGUCCGGACCUCCAGUGCCACGGCAACCAGCAAGCUGACGAUCAUCUUCAAGAGCUUCCAGGAGUGCGUUGACCAGAAGGUGUACCAGGCGGAGACGGAUGACCUUCCGGCGGCCUUUGUUGACGGCUCAAGGAACGGUGGCGACAAGCACGGGGCGAGCAGCCUGAGGGUGACGGAGAAGGUGUCGGGGCAGCACAUUGAGAUCCAGGCCAAGUACAUCGGGACCACCAUCGUGGUGCGACAGGUCGGCCGCUACCUCACCUUCGCCAUCCGCAUUCCGGAGGAGGUGAUGAGCUCGUUCGAGGACAACCAGGGCCUCCAGCUGUGCCUGCGGGGCUGCCCCACCAACGAGCGGAUGGACUGGCGCCUGCCGCAGUCGACGGGCGGCCGCACCACGCCCCGGGGCCGAGGGCCGCCGGAAGUGUCUGUGCACGAGACCGCGGCGGCCAAGUGCAAGCAGAAACUGCCCGUGGAGGACCUGUACUUCUGGUCCUGCGUUUUUGACCUGUUGACCACAGGAGAUAUGAACUUCACACUGGCGGCAUACUACGCUCUGGAAGACGUCAAGAACUUGCACUCGAACAGAGACAAGUAUCACAUUUACCAAAGGACAGCUGAGCUGCCGAUGGGGAACGGCGCUGCUGUCCUCCCCAGCAUCUGCUGCUCUGUGCUUGGACACGUGCUGCUGCUGUUCUGGCUCUGCUCCUUCGUGCCACGUCUAUAGCUGCUCCAGUGGGACUUCCCAGAAGCUGUCCGGUUGUUCCCCCGUUCUUUCCCUCUCCCCCGUUUCCCGUCGGUACCUGUCCCUUUCCUGCUGGCUCCUAAGUUAUUUUGAGACUGAGAAAGAUGCGCGCGCGCACGCACCCGCGUCUCUGCGUUCACGCUGUGUGGAAUCAGUCCGCGGUACCUAGCCGUUGUUUUGUGGUUGCAUGUUUGUGGUGAUCUGUAGAGCGUUUGGCCACAGCGCACAGAGGGUGCACUGGGAUGCGGUGUUGCAGUAAACCAGGGCCGUGUGCGGAGGUUCACUCAUCCCCUUACCCCAUCUGGUUAAAUCUCAGCUCUUGAGUUCCUGUCAGGAUUCCAAUCAAUCUCUCUUUCUCUCUGUCUCCCUGUCUCUGUCCAGUAGAACAGUGGAGGAAGCCAGUGUGAUUUUGCACUUUACUGUGUUCCUGGCACUGGGAAGACAGUGAUAGAACACUGGAUCCCACCCCUCACCGGACUGUCGCCAGCCCAUUUCACUGGAUCACACUCGAUCCCACCCCUCACCAGACAGUCGCCAGUUCGUUUCACUGGAUCCCACCCCUUACCGGACGGCUGCCCUCUCAUUUCACUGGAUCUCACUCGAUCCCACCCCUCAGCAGACUGUCGCCAGCUCAUUUCCCCCACCGACAGCGUGUCCUACCCCCCCCCCCCCCCGGAGAGGGAAAUGGGCCAACAGCAGAGCCCUCGGUUGUCGGCGGUCACAGUCGCCCCUUCGUUCUGACCUGCCGCACUAAACCCAUCGCAACACGUGUUGCGUUGGUUUAUUACUGUCGCAGGCGUGGGGGGUGGGGGGGGGGUAGAGUGAAAAAUGUUAACAUGCUAUUCAUACAAUGCGUUGAGGCAGUACAAGAUAAGAGAAUGCAGAAUAGAGUGUGCAAUGCAGCCAGACAAUAAGGCGCAUCAAGGCCUUAAUGAGGUAGGUGUGAGGCCUAAGAUCCAUUCAAUCCUACUGAGGAUCUCUCCAAUAGCUGUAUAACAGCAGGAUAGAGACUGUCCCUGCAACCUGUUGGUACGUGCUUUAAGGCUUUUUUUUGAUCUUCUGCCCAGUGGGAGGAAGGGGAGGAUGUCGGAGCGGGGGCGGUCUUUGCUUGUCUGCUUUGCUGAGGCAGCGAGAGGUGUAGGAGAGCCUGGCCCCUGUGAUGUACUCAGCUGUGCCCGCGACUCUCUGCACUUCCUUGUGGCCACGUGCGGAGCAGUUGCUGUGCCCGGCCGGGGUACGUCCAGGUAGGGUGGUGCCUCUGUGAAAGUCGGUGAGGCCCAAAGGGGUCGUGCCAGAUUUGCUUUGCUGCUUUCAGGGUUUUGAUAGCAGUCCGUCGAACCUUUUGGCCUUUUCCCUCCGCUUGCCAAGCAAAGGGCCCUUCCUCACUUGAACAUCUAGCGAGUGGAUGCUAGCAGACUACUUGCACAACUGGGGGGGGGGGGGGGGGGGGGG
Molecule: messenger RNA, 3059 nt
Organism: Hypanus sabinus (Atlantic stingray)
Lineage: Eukaryota; Metazoa; Chordata; Chondrichthyes; Myliobatiformes; Dasyatidae
Product: repulsive guidance molecule A-like
Exons: 4
Coding region: 243-1589 (448 amino acids)
Biological process (GO): BMP signaling pathway
Cellular component (GO): plasma membrane
Molecular function (GO): coreceptor activity
Source: RefSeq, a predicted model, not a curated record